This is a messenger RNA of Pteronotus mesoamericanus, 8205 nucleotides long. RefSeq names its product PDZ domain containing 2 (gene PDZD2). Gene Ontology annotation, molecular function: protein binding. Lineage: Eukaryota; Metazoa; Chordata; Mammalia; Chiroptera; Mormoopidae. The transcript is spliced from 25 exons. The record is from RefSeq and is a predicted model, not a curated record. The coding region runs from base 1 to 8205 and encodes 2734 amino acids.
AUGCCCAUCACCCAGGACAAUGCCGGGCUGCACCUGCCCCUGCUCUGCCGGUGGCUGGAGAACAGCGUGCGGGAGGGCGGGGAUGGGCCGGAGCAGCGGCUGUGCCAGGCGGCCAUCCAGAAGCUGCAGGAGUACAUCCAGCUGAACUUCGCCGUGGAUGAGGGUGUGGUCCGCCCCGACCACAGCCCCCCGGGGAUGGAGAUCUGUACUGUGUACCUCUCCAAGGAGCUGGGGGACACAGACACUGUGGGCCUCAGUUUUGGGAACAUCCCUGUUUUCGGAGACUAUGGAGAAAAGCGCAGGGGGGGCAAGAAGCGGAAGACCCACCAGGGCCCCGUGCUGGACGUGGGCUGCAUCUGGGUGACGGAGCUGAGGAAGAACAGCCCGGCCGGGAAGAGCGGGAAGGUGCGGCUGCGCGACGAGAUCCUCUCCCUGAACGGGCAGCUGAUGGUCGGCGUGGAUGUCAGCGGGGCCAGUUACCUGGCUGAGCAGUGCUGGAAUGGCGGUUUUAUCUACUUGAUCAUGCUGCGUCGCUUCAAGCACAAAGUCCAUUCUCCUUAUAAUGGCAACAGUAGCAACAGCUCUGAACCAGGAGAGACGCCUACCUUGGAGCUGGGUGAUCGAACUGUGAAAAAGGGGAAAAGAACAAGGAAGUUUGGAGUCAUUUCCAGGCCUUCUACCCACAAGGCCACUGAAGAAUCCAAGAGCAGCACUGGCUGUGAGCUGGACAAUGACCCCAUCUCUGAGCUGGACAAUGGCCCAGACCGUCAGAAGUGGACAAAGGAACAGAGCACAGAGUUCCAAAAACAGAUGCUCCUCUGCCCACAAGCAAUGACAAACGCCACUUCUCAAAAUCGGGGAAGACAGACUUCCAAUCAAGUGACUGCUUGGCACGGGAGGAAGUCGGCCGGAUAUGGAAGCUGGAGCUGCUUAAAGAAUCGGAUGGGCUGGGAAUUCAGGGAUGGCAGACUGUCCUUAGGAGACGAGCUGCUGGUAAUCAAUGGCCACUUACUGGUCGGGCUGUCCCACGAGGAAGCUGUGGCCAUUCUUCGCUCAGCCACGGGAAUGGUUCAGCUGGUCGUGGCCAGCAAGGAAACCUCUGCAGAGGACCUCCUGAGAUUAACAUCGAAGAGUUUGCCUGAUCUGACCAGCUCGGUAGAGGACGUGUCCUCUUGGACUGACAACGAAGACCAGGAGCCAGACGGGGAAGAGGACGAAGGAACUGGCCCGUCUUCCAUCCAGGGAGCGAUCCCCGGGGCAGAUGAGCCCCAAGACUCCUGUGGCUCCGAGGAUUCCAAGGGGAACCUGGAAAGUCCCAAACAGGGCAGCAGUAAAAUGAAACUCAAAAGCCGUCUUUCAGGGGGCGUACACCGUCUAGAAUCUGUUGAAGAGUAUAACGAGCUGAUGGUGCAAAAUGGGGACCCCCGGGCCAGGAUGUUGGAGGUGUCCCGAGAUGGCCGGAAGCACUCUCUUCCCCAGCUGCUGGAGUCUUCGAGCACAGCACAGGACUACCACAUCGUGAAGAAGUCCACCCGCUCGCUGAGCACCACGCAGGUGGAGUCCCCCUGGAGGCUCAUCCGGCCGUCGGUCAUCUCCAUCAUCGGGCUGUACAAAGAGAAAGGCAAGGGCCUUGGCUUUAGCAUUGCUGGCGGUCGAGACUGCAUCCGAGGACAGAUGGGGAUUUUUGUGAAGACCAUCUUCCCCAAUGGGUCAGCUGCGGAGGACGGAAGACUUAAAGAAGGGGAUGAAAUCCUAGAUGUAAAUGGAAUACCAAUAAAGGGCUUGACGUUUCAAGAAGCCAUUCAUACCUUUAAGCAAAUCCGGAGUGGAUUGUUUGUGUUAACGGUACGCACAAAAUUACUGAGUCCAAGCCUCACGCCCUGCUCGACACCCACGCACAUGAGCAGAUCCAGCUCCCCAAACUUCAAUGCCAGUGGGGGAACCCCAGCUGUAGGCUCCGAUGAAAGCAGCUCUUUAUCGCUGGGUCGGAAGGCCCCUGGGCCCAAGGACAGAAUUGUCAUGGAAGUAACGCUCAACAAAGAGCCCAGAGUUGGACUAGGCAUUGGGGCCUGCUGCCUGGCUCUGGAAAACAGCCCCCCGGGCAUCUACAUCCACAGCCUCGCCCCGGGAUCCGUGGCCAAGAUGGAGAGCAAUCUGAGCCGCGGAGAUCAAAUCCUGGAAGUGAACUCAGUCAACGUCCGCCAUGCUGCUUUAAGCAAAGUCCACGCCAUCUUGAGCAAAUGCCCCCCAGGACCCGUUCGCCUUGUCAUCGGCCGGCACCCUAAUCCAAAGGUUUCUGAGCAGGAAAUGGAUGAAGUGAUAGCGCGCAGCACUUACCAGGAGAGCAGAGAGGCUGGUUCCUCUCCUGGCUCAGGUACCCCCUUGAAGAGUCCCUCUUUUGCAAAAAAGGACUCCUUGAUCUCUGAAUCUGAACUCUCCCAGUACUUUGCCCACGACGUCCCAGGCCCCUUGUCAGACUUUGUGGUGGCCGGCUCCGAGGACGAGGACCACACAGGAAGCGGCUGCAGCACCUCUGAGGACGGCAGCCUGCCGCCCAGCACCUCCACUCACAAGGAACCAGGAAAAGCCAGGGCCAACAGCCUUGUGUGUCUAGGAAGCCAGCGGGGCUCUGGGCUCUUCCACAAGCAGGUGACAGUUGCCCGACAAGCCAGUCUCCCUGGGAGCCCGCAGGUCCUCCGAAACCCCCUCCUCCGCCAGAAGAAGGUGGGCUGCUACGAGGCCGAUGACGCCAGCGAUGAGGACGAGCUCGACGGCGAAGGCGACUGCGUUUCCCUCCCAGGGACCCUCCCGGGGCCCAGCAGGCCUCGAACGGAGGACGACUCUAGGCACGUCUCAAUGGCCUUUUCCAAGGUCAUGGGUGUCAACAGCCAGGAGGAACACCCCCCGAAAACCCUGGUCAGCAAGGCCUCCUCAGUGCCUCUCCUGGGCAGCUCAUCGAACUUCGAGGAGAGCGUCCCAAGGGACUUAGGGGCCCCUCCUCCCCGUGCGGCCAGCCUGCUGUCCUCUGCAGAGGCCCCAAGGGGUGGCUCUGGCAGCUCAGGGCGGAAGGAACUGUCAGGGUCCAGGAGUUCCCCCAAACUGGAAUACAGAGCCAGUCCCCAGAGUCCGGCGAGCACGGAGAGUGCCAGCUCCCCGCAGCAGAAGAACGGAGGCCUGGGGUCCAGACACAAACCAGUGGCCAGGGUCAGCCCACACUGCAAGAGGCCGGAGGCCGAGGCCAGGCGCAGCGGCUCGGAGGCAGUGAGCCUGGCGGAGGGAGCCGACGACCUCCGUGGUCUGGGUUCCAAGGUCCAGGCCACUUCAGGGCAAGUGACCGUGACUGGUUUUCGACCAGGUGGAACUGGGGAAAAGGAACCUCCGGGGAAGCUGACUGCCGGGCAGGGCCCCCCUCCAGGUGCUGGCCGCCUCACCGAGGACCCGCCCGAAGCUGGACCAGACCAAGGACAAACACCCAAGGGGGGACUGCACGGCUCCGCGGACCUCGUCCCUUCCCCAGGGCAGAAGCGGGCCGCACGCCCUGACCGCAGCGAGGCCUCAGUGGACACAGAACAAGGGCGGCGGCCCGAGGACCCCCGAGAGCCAGUGUCAUCCAGGGUCCCCAAGUCUGAGGACAGAGGUCACGCCAGUCUCACCUGGGACCGCAGCACCUCCCCAGGGAAGACAGCAGCGGCUCCUCCCGACUUCAGCUCCGCUCAGCCAGCCCUCGAACCCUGCUGGCCCGACGCCCCCGGGAAGGCAGGUGCGCACAGGGGAGCAGGACCCGAGGCCGAGGGAGCGACCCCGGCCUGUGCUGUCCUGCCACCGGGCCGCCUCGUGAGCCAGGAGAGACGAGGAGUCCCGGGCGACCACGGUCAGGCUCUGCACGUGACAGGGACGCUCGCACCUGACCACUCCCAGGAGUCCGCCCGGCUCCAGGGGACAGACACGGGGCCCCAGAGGGCAGCGCAGGGCAGCCCCACCUGCGCGCCGCCGGCUGACAGGGCCCAAGGGCAGCGCGGCGGUGACUCGGGGCCCUGCUGCCCCGGGGAGAGCGGAGAGACUCCCGUGACUGACAUCGACAGGCUCAUCAAGGAGCCAGGUGCUUCGGAAGGAGGACUUGAGUCUCCUGUCCAAGGGGACCGGGCGGGUCGAGAGGGCAGCUCGCCAGGCCCGCUUCCCGCAGCCGCCGGAGCGGGGCGCCCUGGCCGCGCGGAGCCGGGCGCCGGGAGCCCGACCCCGAGCCCGGGGAGGACCUGGGCCGCCUGCCCGCCCCCGCCGCCGCCCCCGCAGUGGGCCUCCCAGCCCUCCGUGUUGGAUUCCAUCAACCCCGACAAACACUUUACUGUGAACAAAAGCUUUUUGAGCAACUACUCGAGGAAUUUUAGCCCUUUUCACGAGGACAGCACGUCCUUGUCAGGCCUGGGUGACAGCACAGAGCCGUCUCUCUCCUCCAUGUACGGCGACGCGGAGGACUCGUCCUCCGACCCCGAGUCGCUCCCGGAAGCCCCACGAGCUUCCACCCGGGUCGGCUGGUCCCCUCCUCGUCCUCGGGGGCCUUCUCACAAGGAAGAGGCCACGGAGUCUGAGGACGAGCAAAUCGAAAUUUGUUCUACCAGUGGUUCCCCGAACGCCGCCUCGACGGCGGCACGCGCACCUGCCCGGGUCGCACCCCGCGCCCCGGCAGCCAAAGCUGCGCCCCCGACCCGCGGUGCCACCUGCGAGGCCGCGGCAAGUGCGUGCAACACGGCGGCCCUCCAGCCGGGUGCCGCAUGCCUUGCAGCCCCAAACGCUGCCCCGGCGUCUGCGCUCCCAGAUGGAGACUCCCCGGGCCGCGAACCCCGCGCAGACCUAGGGAUGACACCGAACCUCAGACCCUCGUGCGAAGCAGAGACGAUGGAAGCCACCGGCACUGGCUCCGCCAUGGAAAGCAACCCGGCCUCUGAAGUCGCCAGGCAGCCUCAUAACAACCCAGUCCCUCUCAGCUCGCCGAGCGCAGUGAAUGGUUUGGGACAUGACUUGCUGGACGGUGAAAGCCCAAAUAAAAAACAAGAAACAAAUGUUAACGCCGCUGAAAAUCCGGCCUCCUUUCUUGUCGGUGCCCCUGAGGACGGGGACUCUGUUCCAACAGACUUGCACAUCUCUGAGAGUCAAGACCCGAAUGACCUGCUGCAGAAACCAAAAAUGACCUCCAGGAGGCCCAUCAUGGCCUGGUUUAAAGAAAUCAAUAAAGGGAACCAAGGUACGCAUUUGCAGAGCCAACCCGAAAAGGAACCGUCGGCAACGCCGGCCAGAAGUCCCGACUCCAAAAGCCAGGUGCCGAGCACAAGCCACAGAAAGGGGGUUGCAGUGCCUAAUAGCCCCCCUCCGCUGAAACUGAAUCUUGAAAAUAAAGAGGCACCUAAAAAAAGUUCAGUGGAAACCCUUUUAAAUAACUGUCAGAAGUCCAAGUCCGGUCCUAAGCUGAGGAGACUGAGCAUCAAGAGCAAAAGCAAAGGCAGUUCCGAGGCCCCUGCUCCUAAUACUCCAAAGGCCGGUGGGACGGACCACAGGAAAUCCCUCGUUUCGCCCCAGGCCUCCCACAAAAUGCUUUCUAAGGUAGCAUCACCCCGGUUCCACAUAGCCAACCAGGAGGACCCCAGCAAAAAUGCCACAGCCACUCUCAAGUCUCCCCAGUGUGAGCUCGAGAGCAAGCCACCCCCUGCGACUCUGGGGUCAUUGAGGUCAUCAGCGUCAGACACGAGCAUCAGGCCAUUCAUUUCACCCCCAAUCUCCCCCAAGGCUCUCCCUGAGCAAGGUGUGGGUAGUAGGUUCCACGCAGCUGUCCACUCUGAACCCGACAGAGGCUGCCCAACCACAGCCAGGUCGCCUAAGUGUGGACCAGAGAUCAGGGCAGCCUCAGGGCCAGGCCCCGCAGCAUCGCGGAACAGUGUGUCCGCAGCAGUGGACACGCGGGAGCUCCCGCUGCCCGGGCAGGGCCAGCAGCUCUCGGCCAGCCAAACGGGUUUGGUACCAGAAGCAGCCCAACCCAGCGUAGCUGGCGACAAAGGAAGCAAAACAAUUGCUAGUGAUCCUCCAGAAAGAAUAAACCAGCUGAAAAUAGUGGAAGUUUCUCCUGAGAGAAUGCCAAAGAAAGCAUGGGGCGACAUGCCAGCCGAAAGUGACAGACGGGGAGGAUUCCUGGCCCAGAGCAACUGUCAGGAGAAGAGUGAAAUCAGACUCUGUCACCCGUCGGUGGACUCGUCCCCAGAUCAUCCACCCUCGCUCACGUUACGUGCCUCCCAGGCGGAGCAGGAAAUGCAGCGAUCUUCCAGCAUGGCAAAACUGGCCACCUCCUGCUCCCCACAGCUGCCUGCUAAAAAAGCAGGUUCCUCCCCGGGAAAGCCACGCCAGGUGUCAGAGUCCCCAGGGACACCCAAGAACGGCACACUGGCGGGCCCGGCAUUGGAUGAGCAUCCCUAUUUCAUGCCGAGGCCAGCGACCAGGACCUACUCCAUGCCAGCCCAGUUCACGAGCCAUUUUGGACGGGAAGGGCCUUCCCUGCCCAGCCCAGGUCGCUCUCAUCGGGACAGCCAGAUCCCUGCAACAAGCGGGGUCCUCCUUGAGGCCAAGGUGUCCCGAGGCGGUGCUCUUGGCCUGGUCAAUGGACAGGGCAUCUACAGUGUGAAGCCCCUGCUGGAGACAUCAAGGAACCUUCCAACAACAGACAAAGGGGAUAUCCCUUCAGUGCCAGAGACGAGCUGCCUCGUCCCCGAUAAAAUCAAAGUCACCAGGAGACAUUACUACUCUGAGCAGAACUGGCCCCAUGAAUCUACCUCAUUUUUCUCUGUGAAGCAGAGGAUCAAGUCCUUUGAGAACCUGGCCAAUUCUGACCGGCCCGUGGCCAAGUCUGGGGCUUCCUCCUUCUUGUCUGUGAGCUCCAAGCCUCCCAUUGGGAGGCGGUCUUCUGGCAGCGUGGCUUCCGGGAGCUACAGCCACCCCAGCGACCCAACCGCGAGGUCACUGAGACGCAGCCUGAGCUCCUGCAGCGAGAGUCAGAGCGAAGCCAGCAGCCUCAUUCCCCAGAUGACCAAGUCCCCGUCCAGCAUGACCCUGAUGGUCUCCCGGCAGAACCUGGUGGAGGCCAGUAACAAGGGCCCUGAUUCUGACCCGAAGAAACCACCUGGUCCUUCCGGAAUUCCCACCCCAACGGUGACACCUGCCUCCCCCAUCAAGAGGAACAAGUCCUCGGUGCGCCAUGCCCAGCCCUCGCCCCUGUCACGCUCUAAGCUCCAGGAGCUGAGGGCCUUGAGCAUGCCCGACCUUGACAAGCUCUGCAAUGAGGACUUCUCGGCAGGGCCCACGGCUGUGCUCUUCAAAACCGAGCUGGAAAUUGUCCCCAGGAGGUCGCUGGGCUCCCCGGCUGGGGGCCUCAAUGGGUCCACCACCCUUCUGUGCCCGGUGAGGGCUGGGGACAGGGCCUGUCCAGGAGCAAGUAGGCCUAAAGCCGGUGAGCCGGGAGCCCCCAGCUCAGCCAGCGACGGGGGUGAAACCACCCAGGCUCUGCCUUCUGGAAAAAGCUGGUCAGUUAAUUUGGAUCAACUUCUAGUCUCAGCGGGGGACCAGCAAAGAUUGCAGUCCAUUUUGUCCUCAGUGAGGUCAAAAUCUACCGUCCUGACUCUCAUGCAGGAGGCGAAAGCACAAUCAGAGAAUAAAGAAGAUGUUUGCUUCAUAGUCUUGACUAAAAAAGAAGGCUCAGGUCUGGGAUUCAGUGUGGCAGGAGGGACAGAUGUGGAACCAAAAUCGACUGUGGUCCACAGGGUAUUUUCUCAGGGGGCAGCUUCUCAGGAAGGGACCAUGAACCGAGGGGAUGUCCUCCUGUCAGUCAAUGGCGCCUCACUGGCUGGCUUAGCCCAUGGGGAUGUCCUGAAGGUUCUGCACCAGGCACAGCUGCACAGAGAUGUCCUCGUGGUCGUCAAGAAAGGAAACGAGCAGCCCAGGCCCUGCCCCCGGCAGGAGCCACCCACAGCCAAUGGGAAGGGCUCGCUGUCCAGAAAGACUGUCGCCCUGGAGCCCGGAGGAGGGAGAAGCGUAGCUGCACACGAUGCUCUGUGCGUUGAAGUGCUGAAGACCUCGGCUGGGCUGGGAUUGAGCCUGGAUGGAGGAAAAUCGUCCAUGUCUGGGGAUGGGCCCCUGUUCAUAAAGAGAGUAUACAAAGCUGUUAACUGA